GGUACUCUCCCGAAUCGACUCGAUACGCAUCCCCUUCCCUCCUCCUUCCUCUGAUCUACCGCAUCGCGCCGCCGACGCCGACGCCGACGCCUCCAUUGCGGCAGACUCUUUCUCAGACACUUGACGGAACUGCAUUUGCUGUCGCUUCUUUCGCGCUCAUGGAUUCUGGAGGUUGCAAUAAACUGUGCGACAAAGCCAAGGACUCGUGUCUUAGAUCUUCGCAGAAACUGAACGAGAACAUUAUUGUAAUGGGAAUCAACAAGGAUGUUCCUGAGCUGCCAGAGGCUGCUGAUUGCAACGGUUCUCUAGUGCCUAUAACUCCUGAUGUAGACAGAGAAAAUGGGGAUUUUCGCAUUGAUCUUCAAUCCCCUCUCACGGUGAUCAAGAAACCAUUUAAAUUAUCUGAUAUUGAUUCUAACUGCAAAGAAAAUGGCUGUAAGGUUACUCUUGUUGAUAAUGGUAGCCCUAAAACCCCUGAGGAUGGUGUUUUCGAUCCCUUUGCUCCUGGGCCUGAAAUCAUGGCACGUGCACCGCUGUGCAAAAAGUAUGCUAACGAUUUAAGGAGCUGCGUAGCUCGACGACUCAACUUUAACCCAUCUGCUGAUGCUGUUCAGCACAAGAGUUUUGGCUAUGAUGAAGAAUCUCUUUCAGAUCAAGAGAUGUUUGAAUCAGUGUAUGAGAAUCUCUUGGAAGCUAUUUUAUCAACGCAGGCUGAGUCAAUUCUUGCUGAAAUACCUGAUGUAGCAUAUGAUCCAGAAGAUUGUAAAACACCUCCUUCAGCAAUCAGGCUCAAUGGAAUUGCUGAUACUUGCCCUGGUGCACCUGUGAAACCAGGGAAUAAACAGAGGAUCAUUCCCGUUGGGCUACGCAGGAAGCUUGAAUUUUGAUUCAAGGGAGUCUGAUUGAUUUAUAUAAACAAAGAAAAUGGCAGCUCAAACUGUGGUGAUUAAAUUUUGAGCGGCAGGCAGAUUUUGAAAUAGCUGAUGUUACGUGUAUCUGAGUUAUGAUUCGACAUUGUAUUUUUACAUGGAAAAACUGAAACUGACCAAGGUGAUAGUGUAGUUGUAGCGGUAACGUUGUAUAGUUAAUCCUCAACGUUAGUAUUUUAACAUUGAAAUUUUUCCCUGACAUUUCUCUUAGUAGAUGAGUUGUUGAGCUAUCUAAUAUGUUUUUCCCUUUGCUUUUCUUUUGCAUAAACUCUUUAACCAGGUUACCCAUGUUAUUUAUGUUGAUUGGUACUUUUCAAGGGUUGUAUUUUCCCUCCUGUUUGUCCAUUUUCCAUAUACAUGUAGUUUAUCAGAAUUUCUAAGUCGAGAUGUGCCUAUUUGUUGUGAUCCAGUGAAGAAUUUUUCGGACGACAGAA
Molecule: messenger RNA, 1363 nt
Organism: Prosopis cineraria
Lineage: Eukaryota; Viridiplantae; Streptophyta; Magnoliopsida; Fabales; Fabaceae
Exons: 2
Coding region: 159-887 (242 amino acids)
Source: RefSeq, a predicted model, not a curated record